AUCUUAAUUAUUUGACAAUGACGACUUUUCACUUGAUAAUUAAAAAACGACGAGAAACUGCAAAUUUCUUGCUAUUAUUCUGUAUGUUUUUAACCUGUUUCUAAUAUAAUUUUUAUUAUUGUACUUUUCGUAAUUAAUAUCGACAAUAGAAAGAAUCUAUGUAAUGAUUGUGAAUGAUAAAAGUUUUAAUUGUUUUUUAAAUAUUCCAGAUUAAUUGCGAAAGAGGUUGAAACGGAGCAGUUAAAGGAAGCGUAUGAAAAUAUGAUGAAUGCAUUGACGAAAGUAAACGAUACUUUACCCGCAUAGUUGUUUUAAUAGCACUUUAACUAUGUCACAAUAUACCUAUAUAUUUGUUAUCGAUUUUGCGCGUACAGCUUACGAUUCUUAUAUUUAUACUUUAUAUUAACACUCUCUUUAUCUCUUUUCUCAUGCUGACGCAAACAAAAUCAUCGGUCAAAUAAAGUAAAUCAUUUGUUUAAUAUGUAUCGAAUUAUAAUUAGAUAAUUAUAAUUAGAAAAUUUCGAAUUAUAAUUAGAAAAUUCCAGCGAUUCAAAUCCGAUUCGAGUUAUUGAAAAGAGCUAUAAAAUGUAAAAAAAUGUCAAAUAAUAUCAGCAAAAAUAACUUGGGAUUUCAAAUAAAUAUAACGUUACAUUGGUAUCAAUUACAAAAACAGAUGCGAAUGAUUAUAGCGUCAUAAUUAUUUGACUACAACGUUUGAUAAUCCCAAAGGCGGAUCUCGGAAAAUAAAGAUCGGCAAUUAAACUUACAUUUUUCAUAUACGAGAUUCGAAGAAGAGAAAGAGUGAAAUCUGUUUUCUCUGGUAGUCUUCUAUUACAAUUUUCGAGUAGAUAAACACAGCUUAAAUAUAGAUAAACAUCCGGGUCAGAUUUUGCAAACAUAUUUUGCCGCUGUCUUCUCACGACUAUCACGAUUCUCUGGUCCCGAUUCUUGCAGACAAUAAGUAUACAUUCGCAGAUAUCGUGUUUUAUCAACGACUAUUAUUUCAUCUUCUUCUAAAAGUUUCUUUAGACUCUGAAAUAUUCGCGAUGAAUGGAGUGUGCAUUUCAUGUGACGGGAGUAUUGCAAAGGAUUUGGUUAAUAAAUUGCGUAAAGUUUAUUCCUAUUUGCAAAGUAUAUUGAAAAUGUUAAAGACGGAACAGUUUCGAAGCGAUAAAGUUGCAGAACGCAUAAGGCUUUAUAUAUCAGAGCCAGAUAUGACUAAUAAAGAUUUGUUAAGUGAAAGCAAGAUGUAUUUAGAUUUAACAAACAGUUUAAAUGAUCUUAAUAAAAGCUGCCUUACCAUGUUUAAUACUAUGUUAAAGACCAUGGACAUUUAUUCCAAGCUAAAAAUGAUGCUUCGAGAUAUGAAAUCUGAUUGGGAGACUUACUGGAGCUUUAUAGAGGAGGUUGAUAUAUACGAUGAUGAGGAGAUUAUAAACAGCGAAAAUGACUCCGAUUCAGAAUCCGGAUUUGAUCCGGACAUGAUCAAUAUUUUUACGUUGCGCAGUUACUACUUUCAUUGUAAGGACAAACUGUCACGUAUCGAAAUCAAUAGCGAACGACUCGAAUUGCUAAUUGCGCUGAUCCAUAAACAAUUUAUCGCGGUUAACAACAAUAAUUCGCUGUCACAUUUCCUACUGUAUCGCACCUUUAAGGAUUAUCACGAGAGGAUGAAUCGAUUUCUACGCAGCAUAAAGAAGAUUUGAAAUCGUGCAAUACUUGUCAAGGAUCUCUGUCGCGGUGUAUUCACUGUGACAAGUAUCUAAGAUAUUAGUAACACGUCGCAAAAUACACGGAUAUAAAAUGCAAAAAAUGAAAUGAAAAAAGGGAAUAAUCAGCGAUGACAUUUUUCUUCAUGCAAUAAAUUAUAUAAUUUUUUAUACAAGAAAAAAAAAAUAGAAGACAAGUUUAAUCAGUAUAUAACUGUUGUAAGCGAGAGAGUAAUAUAUAUAACAUAUUUGUUGAAUACAUAAUGUUUUUUAGGAUGUAAAAGUGUUUUAAAUAAUAUUU
Formica exsecta is the source of this 2010-nucleotide messenger RNA. RefSeq lists its product as uncharacterized. Bases 1047 to 1706 code for a protein of 219 amino acids. NCBI's taxonomy places the organism in Eukaryota, Metazoa, Arthropoda, Insecta, Hymenoptera, Formicidae. The record is from RefSeq and is a predicted model, not a curated record. The transcript is spliced from 5 exons.